Messenger RNA from Meleagris gallopavo (turkey), 1889 nucleotides. The record is from RefSeq and is a predicted model, not a curated record. Lineage: Eukaryota; Metazoa; Chordata; Aves; Galliformes; Phasianidae.
CACUUUUCUUCCUUGCAGGCUCCUCAGCUGCGUGCUACAAGCCCACCAGCCCUGGCCAGAUUCUGGAGGACACUGGCUUUCUUUAUCAGGACCACCAGUUGUUUGCUGGCAGGCAUGACAUUUCUCCACUAACAGCUGAAGCAGUCAGCGCUAAAGAAAAAGCUGCCGAGGAAACCCUCUGCACCUUGCACCCUCCAGCCUUCCUCAGGAGCUCAGAGGUGGAGAUGCGAGGCUCGGAGGAGGUGGCAGCCGGUACGGUCCUGCAGCGUCUGAUCCAGGAGCAGCUGAGGUAUGGCAACCCCAGCGAGAACAUGAACCUGCUGGCCAUCCAGCACCAGGCAACGGGCAGCGCCGGCCCCUCCAACAGCACUGCCAGCACUCUCUCUUCCACAGAAAACCUCGCGCCCGAGGACCCACAAAUGGUCCAGCCGUCGGCGCGGCAGGAACCGCAGGGGCAGGAGCACCAGGGGGACGGUGCUGCGAUGGAGAAGCAGCCCCGGGCCACGCAGCCCCCACACAGCAGCGAGGAGCUCCCCACCUACGAGGAGGCCAAGGCCCAGUCGCAGUAUUUCCGGGGGCAGCCACCGGCGGGGCCGGGAUUUUAUGUCGCCGGCACCUCUGGCCAGAAGUCCAGGACGGAGGGGAGGCCGACGGUGAGCCGGGCCGGCAGCGGGCAGGCGCAUAAGGACGAUGCGCUGAAGGAGCUGAAGCAGGGCCACGUGCGCUCGCUGAGCGAGAGGAUCAUGCAGCUCUCACUGGAGAGGAACGGGGCCAAGCAGCACCCACCUGCCCCGGCGGGCAGCAAGGGGCCAAAGGCUGCCCCGACGCCCAGCAAAGGCAUGGACCCACGGGGCCCGCCGCCCGAGUACCCCUACAAGGCCAAGGUGGCAGCAGCGGUGUCCCCCAGCAGCAAGGCCCCUGAUCAUGGGCUCUUCUAUGGUGAGCAGCACCCGGCAGGGCCGCAGGACGUCCUCAAGGCCUCCUACGUGGCCCCGCAGCCCUCUAGGACCGAGGUGGCCGUUGUCCGUUACCAGCCGCCCCCAGAAUAUGGGGUGACCAGCCGACAAUGCCAGCCUCCCUUCCCGCCGCCGCCGGCCCAGCAGCACAGCCCCAUGUCCUCGCAGGCCUCCUCUGCUGCCGGCCCUUUGCUUCCAGGCUCCUUGCCUCCGCUGCCAGCCCCCUCCACUGCCCAGCCACCUGUGCCACUGGGCCAGCAGCUGACACCCGACGCCUUCGCCAUCGUGGAGCGGGCGCAGCAGAUGGUGGAGAUGCUCUCCGAGGAGAACCACGUGCUGCGGCAGGAGCUGGAGGGGUACUAUGAGAAGGCAGACAAGCUGCAGAAGUUUGAAAUAGAGAUUCAGAGGAUUUCAGAAGCUUAUGAGGGCCUGGUCAAGACCACCACUAAGAGGGAGUCUCUGGACAAAGCGAUGAGAAACAAACUGGAAGGAGAAAUUAGGAGACUUCAUGAUUUCAACAGGGAUCUCCGUGAACGACUGGAGACAGCCAACAGGCAGCUCGCCAGCAGAGACUUCGAUGGGCAUGAGGAUAAGUCAACAGAGGGCCUUUAUGUCACUCAGAACAAGGAACACUUGAAAGAGAAGGAGAAGCUGGAGAUGGAGCUGGCAGCCAUGCGCUCUGCCAAUGAGGAUCAACGCAGGCACAUUGAAAUCCUUGACCAGGCCCUAAACAAUGCUCAAGCCAAAGUCAUCAAACUGGAAGAGGAGCUGCGUAGGAAGCAGGCCUAUGUGGAGAAGGUGGAGAAGCUACAGCAGGCACUGACACAACUUCAGGCUGCCUGUGAGAAGAGGGAGCAGAUGGAGCGACGGCUGCGCACACGCCUGGAGCGGGAGCUGGACUCGCUGCGCAUGCAGCAGGUGAGGCAGGGAUAG